This is a messenger RNA of Poeciliopsis prolifica (blackstripe livebearer), 6530 nucleotides long. RefSeq names its product sideroflexin 5a (gene sfxn5a). The record is from RefSeq and is a predicted model, not a curated record. Gene Ontology annotation, cellular component: mitochondrial inner membrane. Lineage: Eukaryota; Metazoa; Chordata; Actinopteri; Cyprinodontiformes; Poeciliidae. Bases 147 to 1115 code for a protein of 322 amino acids. The transcript has 14 exons. Gene Ontology annotation, biological process: monoatomic ion transport; mitochondrial transmembrane transport; citrate transport. Gene Ontology annotation, molecular function: citrate transmembrane transporter activity; monoatomic ion transmembrane transporter activity.
AUAACUACAUUGCCCACAAUGCAACGUGGGAAGACAGCUGAGUGUUUUUGCCGUGCGGCGCAGGACGGUGAAAGUGCUAGGGGAGGGGGAAGAAAGAAAGUUGCUCAACUUGAGCAAUAAGGAGGAGAGUUGUGUUGUCCGGCAGCAUGUCUGACCGCCCACCGUUCCAGCCCGGGAAGUCUCGUUUCAACCAGGAGACGUUUCGUGGGAGAUUCCGUCACUUCCUGGAUGUGAUCGACCCCAGGACGCUCUUCGUGUCAGAGAAACGGCUGCAGGAGUGCAUCAAGCUGCUCGAUAGCUUCAAACAAGGAACUCUGCCUCCAGGAGUCACAGACGCCGAGCUAUGGGAAGCCCAGAAAAUAAAGCAGGCCAUCAUCCACCCCGACACGGGGGAGAAGAUCCCCAUGCCCUUUCGGAUGUCAGGUUUUAUCCCAUUUGGCACUCCAGUGGUUGUUGGCCUCCUUCUCCCUAAUCAAACAAUGGCGUCAACCAUCUUCUGGCAGUGGUUAAAUCAGAGUCAUAAUGCCUGUGUGAACUACAGCAACCGUAACGCAACAAAGCCCGCUCCAUUUUCCAAAUUCUUCCAGGGUUAUGUGGCGGCGGUGACCAGCGCCGUCUCCAUUGCUGUCGGCCUGAAUGUGUUAAUCCAGAAAGCCGACCGAUUAAGCCCAACCACCAAGCUCUUGGUGCAGCGGUUCGUCCCUUUCCCUGCAGUGGCGAGUGCAAACAUCUGCAACGUGGUGCUGAUGAGGCACACUGAGCUGUCUGACGGCAUCGCUGUGCUCGACGACAGCGGGAAGGUGGUGGGAACGUCUAAGAUAGCCGCAAGGCAUGCGCUUUUAGAGACCGCCCUGACCAGAGUGGUCAUGCCUAUGCCCAUCAUGGUGCUUCCUCCGCUGGUCAUGGCCUUACUGGAAAAGCUCCCUCUGCUGCAGCGGCGGCGGCAUCUCGUCCUGCCCGUCCACAGCCUGGUGUGUCUGGCUGCCUUCGGUCUCGCUCUGCCGCUCGCCAUCAGCCUCUUCCCACAGAUGUCUCAGAUCAGCCCCAAUCAGCUCGAGCCAGAGAUCGCGGCGGCGACAGAUUGUCAGAUUUUGACGUACAACAAAUGGCUGUGAGCGUUCCCUCUCGACCGGCGGGUCGACCCCCCCCUCCGACUCUGCCGACGUGGAGGAGGUAGCUCGCAUUCUCGCGAAACAGCAGCUGAUCCAGACAACGCACGUCAACGCACAUCAACGUGGAGAUGGCGGUCGCAGUCGACAGCGACAGCUAAGUGUGCAUCCACAACGCCUUCGAAGUAUUAGCGACGUGACAACACGGAGGCUCACCAACGAGUCGAUGCCAAAAAGCGACGCACCGCUCGAGCCUUAAAGGAAGAGCGGGCCGCGCCAAUUCUGGCCGCUGUGUGAUCAGUUCAAAACGGGAAAGUUAACAGCUGAAAAAAAAAAAAAUAGAAAUCAGCAAUUCAAAACAUAUAGAAGAAAACUCAAUGCUGAUAAGUCGACUUUCAAAAUAGUUUGGAAUUUUUUCAGGUUUUUACAAAAAAAAAAAAAAAAAAAAAACUUCUUGCACAAAGUGAAUGUAGAAAUGUCUUAACAGCUUAGCACAAAACUUUAUUCCGUUUUUGUUUUUUUUCUCUGCCUCCAGUAAAAGUUGUGUUGCUGCUUUCAGAAUGAAAGUUUCAGGGAUUUUCUGAAGGGAUGAAAACUUCAUGUUUGUCUUUGGGUUUUCUCUUUUUCCGUGUUUGCCUUUCAAUCUGAGCACAAGAGAUUACAGCUACAGCCAACAACCAAUGGCUGGUGAAAAAUGUCCAAUUUUGUAACUUUUCAAUUCCACAUACUCGCAAUAAACAACACACCUGAAUGUCUGGCCCCUUGCCUCUGUUCGCUGAAACUUAGUGGGCAACAUUGAGCAUCGCUGUUUCUGAAUUCAAGAUUAUUGACUACGAAGUUACACGUAUUUAAAAGCAGACCAUAGAGACCAAAAAUGUAGCUUCUUGUUUUACAUUUGAUUUCUGACGUCCCAAUGCAGAACCCCUUCAGACAAUCAGAGGUCGGUGGAACCAGACAGAAAGUACUUGGUAAGUGUUUUUGCAAUGUGUGGGCCAAAGUAAGGUGAGGCGCUUCUGAGGGGUUUUAGUUGGAGCAUUUCAAGAUAACUAAUCUAAGUUGUUGGGCUUUUUUUUCUUUUGAUUCAGAUAUAGACUUGCUGCUAUCGCCUCACUUGAUAUUGCCCAAUAAAACAACAUCUUAAUAAAAACAACUUGAAAUGAAAAUACUGGGCUCUUAACGCACUUAUUUAAAGAACUACUUUUUGGAAAGUGUAUCUCUGCAUGACAUUUUGCUGUAAUCCAAACAAAAGUUCUGCAAUUCACCCUCGGAAACCGAAAACUAUUCCUGCAGACAUCAACUCUUCCGAUCAUAUAAGUCGUCUUGGCGUUGUUUUCUUUCCACCGGUGUCUUCAGCUUUUCUUCUGAGUGAGCCAGCUGGGAGCCACUUUUAUAUUAUUGUUUUUAAACACUAAGCUAGCUGCACAAGCUAGUUGCACUUUCAGCUCAAUGUCACUGCAAAUAAAAGGUUUUUAUCAUGCAGUACCUUGCGGACCACUUGGGGGGCGCCUGAGGACCACAGUUUGAGAAGCAAUGAUUUAAGCCAAAGCAACCCCAGAUAAUCAAGCUACCACUUUGUCUCGUCCUUCUACAGAAUGUUUUCCCAAAAAUCUCGAGUAUCAUCACAAUGUAUUUUUUGGGUGUUUUUUUUUUUUGCAAAUAAGAAAGUGGACAUCUGUGUCAUUUUCAGCUACCAGAGGUUUGGACUUGAACAUCUGUAGCUGGUGUGUCUUUUGCUUACUGUUGAUUAGUCAGCAUUGUUCUGAGGUUGGUAGGAUGGACUGUAUCCUGGUAGAACCCUGUUCCUUGUUCUACGCUUCAUUUUGUACUCAGACCCCUCAGCUAUCGAGAAACGAUUAUUUUCUGGAGGCGUGGACUCUGUUGAAGUUUAAAGUUUGAUGCAAUCGCCACCGUUUGGUCGUGACGUGUGUAAUCCGGAAAUCCUACGCCGUAAUCCUGUUCUUAAACAACAACCCUCCACUACAAUGAAGAGAAGUGCCGAGCCAAACCAGAUGACCGGUAACGUAAAUUCAGUAUUUGGAGGUAUGUGCCGACACGGACUGAAUGGCUUGGUCCUUCGCUGCCAUUGCCAUAACUGCAGGCUGGCUUCAAUACUAAAACAGCGCAGAAAAUCAACGGUCGCUCAUAGCUUCUCCUUGUGUUGGUUGAUUGGCCAAUUUUCUGAAAUACUACUGAAGGAAUUGAACUCAAUGGGAGAAAUCCGAGACAGAGUUGUGAAGGAAAUUAGAAUUGAGCGAUAUUUUGUUGGAAGGCAAGCUUGAUAUGCUGUGAUUUAGAAAGUAUUCCUGUCUGUGUGCUUUUGCAGUAAUCUUGGUAGACUGGCCACUCCUGAGAAGGUUCACCAUUGCUCCAUGUUUUCUCCAACUGUAACUAACUCACUACUUUGUUGUUCAUGUGUUUCAAAAGGGACAAUGUGCAACAUAUAACAUGCCAGACUUAGUCAUAUAGGCUAGUUUUCAUCUGUAGUCCCUCAGGGUGCAAAAGUGGAAUCCCAAAGUUUUAGAAAUGGCUUUGUAGCCUUUCAAGAUUGACAUCGUCCUUAUUUCAUGAUUAAAUGAGUAACAGUAUUUUCAAAUGUAUUGGCAUUGCUUGAUGCUUGAACAAAAAGCGUCAAAUAAAACAUUGUGGGUUUCAGUAAAGCCAUGAAACCCAACAAUAAAGACAAUGAAUCUAAAUUCUUAUCAUUGUACAAAAUUUAUCGUGAUAAACGAUACGAUAAAUGUUCUCCCCUAAUAGUUUGAUUUACGUUGCCAUUUUCUCUGUUCAUUUUUAAAACAGCUCUGUUUAAGCUGGUGAUCUUUGCCUUCUAUUAACAUUUAUGUGAUAAAACUUCAGAGAGGGAAACAAGAAAGCAAAAACACUUUAUGAGAAAACAAACUUGAAAGAUGUUUUUAUUUUUAUUUUAUAAGGAUGCAGUUAAUCAAGUCAUAGUUCUGUUGAGUUUAUAUGCAAAUCCGUGUCUAUUAACCACAAAAUCAGGCCAAGAUGAAAUCACGUCAAACGAGAUCAUGAUCAACAUAUUACAGCAGACUCAUCAGCGUCUUAUCUCAGAUGUCCAAGUAGCUGUGAUUAGUGCUGGAGUAACUUUUUCAGCCGGUUUAUAGAUCCGUAUCGUCGUGUUUAUGUCGUCCCUUGGCUUGUAUAAACGCUCCGUCUUUUGUUGUGAUCUGUGUAAUCGGCAUGUUUGAGCGGUUGCCUUGGGAACAGUGCACAGCGGGUUGCCGCUGACAAGCAGUUGGAUGAGAGAAGACCCAGUUGCAUUGACGGUGAUCAACAGAAACACCUUUGAACUAGUCAACGUCAAAGAAAUGCAUCCGGUAACGCAUCAGAGAUUUAACACAGAGUCGCGUCGGGAUGCGUUUUCAAACCCAGCAGCCUAAAACAUCUCGUGUAGAUCAUAAGAAAUCCGAAACUAUUGUUUGUUUAAGCUAAUUGCGGUUUCGGCAGCAACAGCAGGCCCCCCUGCACCCCAUAUCCUUUCUUAUUUUUUUUGCACCUCUCUGCUUCUCUGGAGAGUUUAUCGUUUCUCACCCUGGAACGCCGCUCGGUCCCCUUCCUCCUGACUCGGCUGACAGGAGACGCGGCGUUUAGGGAGGCCCAGGUGAUGCUCAACCUAAUUCUUACCUUAGCCAGAAAACAAGGAGGCCCUUUAAUUGUGCCAGUAUUUUACCAAACCAGAUGGCGACCUGUUCCAGAAAACCUUCCUGGCAAGAGGAGGUUGUAGAGCCACGGCUGUCAGGGCGAGCCACAGAACAUGUUUGUUUAGAUAACCCCGCGCCUCCUUUCAGCACGUUUCUGCACCUGCAAUGAGUAUAGGAUAUCUUGAGAAAACUCAAAACAAGCUGUGUGUGACCCCCUUCUGGGGCAUUUAGCAGGGUGUUUUACCUCUACCUACUGCCUCUUUUGUCCCUCCUCUUUCUCGCUGACAAAAUAAGACACCUGGGUCAGACGUCGGCUCUCCUCUGAGGUCUUGGGGUCAUGAGGCCAAUGUUUCUUCCGGGCAGGCGAUCGCUUUGAGCUGUUGCUAAAAAAGAUCGCAGAAAUAUCCAAAGCAGCUCCCGCCUGUUUGAAAGCUUUUGAAGCUUAGUAAAUGUCCGUUUAGCUGUAAUUUCAGAAACAUUGGCUUUGUUUCCGUUGACUAUUUAAUUGUUCUAUUUGAACAAUUGCAUCUGGAGAAUAAAAUUGCUUGAAAUUUUGAAAAAAUUCAUUUCUAUGAUUGAAAAGAAUUGCCGCAUGUAUCAAAAUUGUUUUAUUUUUCACAAAACUGCAAUGGAGAGACUUUUUUCACAUCAUAUGGGUCACAUGGUCAAUUACGGGAUGUUACUACUGGUGAAAUUAGCGACUUAAAUAGGUGAGAUGGAUUUCAUCGAGUGUUGUCAGAGUAAAGGGGUCUGAAUACAAACGCUAGCACUCCUAUCUGUUUACUUGAAACAAUCCAUGGAUUAAUUUCCCUCCAUUUUGUCAAUUUGUCAAUUGACUUUGUAAUGUGACAAAAUGAAUAAUUUUGUCGCUCAGUCACCACUGAGCCUUGAAUGUUUGGUUCUUUAUUUUUCUUCUUCUUCCCAUCAACCCCUGCAGUAGCAUGUUUCACAGCAAUCUGCACAUCCACCAGCUCGACUGGACUCUGCAGCUGCCGGGACCAAAACCGCUGCCUCUCAAUUAAAACAACUUGCAGCAAACUCCCAUGCAACAGGAACACGUCACAAAGUUUUUAUUUCCAAAGCCGUUUGUCUGUAAAUACACUUUGUGCUCUAGAAACGCGUUCCGCACACGUCUCGCUCUGCAUGCGGCGCUUCGUAAAACCCGCAACGGAUGGGGUGUGUUGUCUUGUGAGUUGUCCACUGCGACGGUUCCACGGUGGCGAAAGACGGCAAUUUCGCGAAUGCGACUCAAACUUCCUUCCCGGGUUCACAGGUCGCCUCCCGCUGGUCAGAAACCUUCAUUAGCAGGACAACGAAGACUGUCUCUAUAAAUAAAAGUGGUGGGGAGUCCGAGAGGUUCUCCGUUUCGUUCCGUUUCACCAACAUGUUCGCUGACUUGACUGCAGCUUCCUUUCGAGGAUGAGUUCGACUUAAUACGGUGCACAGGUGAAAGUGAGUGGAGUGAGGUGGAAGUGAUCAAACAAUUAGUUUUUGUUAACCUUCAUUGCUGGCCUAUGUACAAAAAAGAAAAAGACUAAGAAAAACCGAGCACCGUGGUGCCGCAGGGUACGACUUUUCUCUUCGGCCGUCGUGAAAUGAUGCUCCGCUGUCGUCACGGCAGCGCGGGAUGUCCAAACUCCUCGAUGAAGACGUGGAGCGAUCGCACAUGGAAUCCUUGAGUCUUCCUCUAAUGAGUCUUGACAACGCUUUUAAUAAUCUUACAUAAUAAAUAGUGUUGGUCCUCUGACGCUCAGGCUCGUGU